Messenger RNA from Lepus europaeus (European hare), 4137 nucleotides. RefSeq names its product KIAA1755 ortholog. The coding region runs from base 1 to 4137 and encodes 1378 amino acids. The transcript has 15 exons. Lineage: Eukaryota; Metazoa; Chordata; Mammalia; Lagomorpha; Leporidae. The record is from RefSeq and is a predicted model, not a curated record.
AUGUUCGUCAGCGUCACCAUCCCAGGGCGCGGAGGCCCAGGGGACCCUGCGAGUUGUGGGGGAGCGGAUGAAGAGAGGGCAGCCAGGCGACCCGAGGCCCGCAGGCGCUGGCCCCAGCAGCGCGCUGCCCGGCGGGGCUGCGGGGCGGGGACGCGGGCGCCGCGGGAAGCAAACGCGGCGGGACCGGCUCGAGUUCCUCCUGGCAGCCGCGGGCCGGGGCCGGGCGGGGGCGCCUGGUUCUCAUCACCCGCGGCGGCGGCGGCGGGCGGGGCCGGGGCCGGGGAGCCGCACAAAGGGGCCGCUGUCGCGCCGAGCCCGGCCCGCCCCUGCGGCCGCCCCUCGGCUGGUGGCCGCCCCUUGUCCCCGCUCCUCGCUCUCGCGCUCUCCCCUCGGCUCCCGGCCGCUCCCUCGGAGACGAGGCCGGGGUCGGCGCCUGGGGCCCGUUCGCUCCGCUUCGCGCGCUCCGGGGCUAGACGGGGUCGGGGGCUGCGCCGGACGUGGUCGCUGGACCCCUGGUGCGUGCGGUGGAUGGGGUGGGAUGGGCCGCCGGAGGCGCAGCGCGGCUCCCGGCCUGAAUCCUGGCGCUGGGGGCUCGGUCACCCUGCGGGGGUCUGCGUUCUAGACGCGGGCGGGGCUGGAGAGCAGGACCCUCCGUCCCUGGACACUGCCAUCCAGCACGCCCUGGCGGGCCUCUAUCCGCCUUUCGAGGCCACCGCGCCCACCGUCCUGGCUCAGGUGUUCCGGCUCCUGGACUCUGACUUCCGGGGUGAUGGACUGAGCUUCCUGCUGGACUUCCUGAUCCCUGCCAAGCGCCUGUGUGAGCAAGUGCGCGAGGCAGCCUGUGCCCCCUAUGCACACCGCCUCUUCCUGCACCAGGGCUGGCCGCUCUGCCUGCGGGAGGGGGUUGUGCUCCACCUGGCACCGCUCAGCGCCCUCUGGUUACGCCCGGGGGACUUCUACCUCCAAGUCGAGCCCCAGGAGGAGCAAUCCGCCUGUAUCACCAUCAAAUACCUCUCCUCAGACCUCCGCAGUGUAGACAAGAAGCCCGUCCCGGUGUCGUCCUAUCCUGUGCUUUUCACCCAGGAGUGGCUGGAGGCCAUCAACAGUGGCCUGGAGGGAAGUCCCCUCCAGAACUGCCUGGUGGCUUCAGAGAAUGGGAUUGCACCUGUGUCCUGGGCCAAGAUCGCCAGCCCAGAGUUUGUGGAUGACGGGCCUUGCGCCCCGAGGGUCCUCACCCCAGUUGGCGGGGCCCUCAGGCUGAACAGCCCCCAAGAGCUGCACCGGUUCGACUGCUCAAACAGCCAGGUGCUUCUUGCCCAGGGUUUGGCCAAGGGCAAGGGCAGGACGCAUGGGAACAAGUAUCCGGGACUUAUCAAGGUGGAGCAGGCCAGGCCUGGAGAGGCGGCCUUCAGGAUGGACGGCAUGGUCAGCCGGGACUUGGAAGGAGACUACGUGGCUCUCCUGGGUUUUCCCCAAGCGAGCAGAGGAGAGUCUCCGGGGAGGGAGGUGGAGGCAUCCAGUGUGGGUGCUUUGGGGGCGCUAGCAGAGCUCUCUGGAGCUCAGGAAACUCCUCCCUCUCAAAGACUGCUGCCACUCUCAGGGGACAGUGGGAAACCUGCCUUGGAACAGGCUUCUGCAAAGCCAGCAAGCUUCCAGGAGGAGCCCUGCUCUGGGGGCUUGAAGCGAAAGGUUGGCCACGAUGCACCUGCCAGCGACUUGGAACAGCAGCCCCGAGAGCCUGACCUGGGCCGCGUCUCUGACCUCAGUGCUGGCGUCUUAGAAGAUCCAGCUGUCUCCCAGACACAGGGACUGCUGGGAAAGCCAGAGACCAGGGUCCAGCUCGGGCCCAGACCCAGACGGGCUUUGUCCCCCAGCCCGUCCCCAGCCUCUCCUGUGGCUCCAGCCACUGCAACAAAGGCAGAGGAAACCAAAGAGGACAGCGGGAGACCCCCCAGGCCCGUGACCUGUCCAGGCGGAGACCCCUCUCCUUCUGUGUCCCCUGCUCCUGGGCUCCAGUCCUCCUUCUCGGAGGGGCAGAGGCUGUCCCCCGCGCCUCCAGCAGGGGCCUCGCUCCAGCAGGACGAGCCUCAGAAAGCCCCCUGCUCACUGCGCUCCCCCAGACCCUGCCGAGCCGAAGCCCCGGGGGAAGAUGGGACAGCUCAGACCAAAACAUCUGGCCCAGCCGCUGACUCAGGCCUCCGGGCUGGGGAGCAGACUGGCUUCCCAGAAGCCUCAGCCGGCCCCCCACAGAGAGGCCCCACCGCCCUGCAGGAGGAGCCCCCAGGGCCUGCACCGGGGAUGGGGGCUCUGAGUGUCGAGAUUCUCCACUCGAAGAUAGCAUGCCUGCCAGGCGGCCGGGACAGGGCGGGCCGACCCCUGCUUCUGGUGUCCACCACCGAGGGGGCCUGGGAGGAGCCAUGGUGCACGGCCUCCGAGCUCAGCCAGCUGCUUUCCUACCUGUGCACCGUCCCCAGGCCCGAAGAGAAAGCCAAGGGGCUGGCGGUUGUGCUGGACGCCAGGAAGCAGCCCCCACAGCCUGGCCUGGUCAGCGCCCUGCAGGCCGCCCAGGCGCUGGCCCCAGCCUCCAUCCAAAGUGUCCUGUUCCUGGGGGAGAAGCGGGGCGCCCUGGCGCUGCGGACCGCCUGUGACAUCCAGGUGGAAGUGCUGACCUCAUUGAAGGCCCUCGGCCACCACGUGGACCCCAGCCAGCUGCCAGCAGCCCUGGAAGGCCCCUUCCCCUACUGCCACAGCGAGUGGGUGCAGUUCUUCCAGAAGCUGGACCCCUUCCUGGCCACUCUCCGCCAGGCCUCCUCCCUGCUACAGGCGUCCAUCGAGGAGUUCAAGAAGGGGGCGACCCCUGCAGGCGCACAGGAGGCCACCAGGUGCCUGAGCAAGUUCAAGGAUCUGAUGGAGGCCGUGCUGAGGGAUCCAGGCCUCCUGGGCCUCCAGCGGGAUGGUGGCGCCACCCUGGCCAGGCUGCAGCGAGAGGCCAGCAGGCUGGACUUCAACCCGGACAUCAGGUGCCACUUGGCCGAGGCCACCACCCUGUACAGCCUCGUGGAUGAGCAGCUCCAUGUCCUGGUCACUGCGUCCAACCACCUCCUGGGGAGGCUGGAGCUCCGCGUCCGCCUGGGCCGCCUGGAAGCCGCCAUCCGCCAGGUCAGCGACUGGAUGGAGCAGGAGGGCAGCCGGUGCCUGCAGGCCCUGGCCCCCGAGGACGGCAGCCUGGAGGCCGUGGAGAAGGCGCACGUGGAGUUCGAAGACUUCUUCCUUCAGGCUGCUGCCCAGUACCGCCGAGGCCUCGAGCUGUCCAAGCAGGCGGCCCAGCUGGGAGCUGCAGCCGGAGGGACCGGCGAGGCAGGCGGAGCAGAAUCCCCGGAGCUGGCGGCCUUCACGUCCACACAGCGAGCGUUCCAGGCUAAGCUGACCCACUUCUACAUGGCGGCUGAGCGUCAGCGCACCGACCUGGAGACGCUGCUCCACCUGCACCACUUCUGCAGGAAGCUGGCCUGGUUCCACAUGGACUGUCGGGACCUGAUGUCGCAGCUCAGGCUGGGUAAGGCCCAACGGGCCAGCCCCGGGGACCAGCGCCGCCUCCAGCGCUACCUGCAGCGCCUGGCGUCUGAGUUCCCUGCCCAGAAGCUCAAGGCCAUGGGGCUGCAGGUGGCCUCCCUGAGCCGGGUGGGGCUGGGCCAGGACCUAUGGGAGGAGGCCCGGGCAAGACACGAGGAGACCCAGGCCCUCCUGCAGAAGGCCCUGGCCCACUGUCCGAGCACAGUGGCGCCCACCACCCACAGAGGGGUGGCAGCCAAGGACCAGGGGCCGAAUGGAGACGUCACUUCCAAGGAGAGGCGGGACCUGCCCCUGCAGGACUCGCCGGCCGGGGAUCCUUCGCCCAAAUCCCACUGGCCUCGUCGGGGCACCAGAGGGAGGCCAGGCAGGAACUGCGAGGCUGGCCAGGCUGGGCCCCCCGACCUUGCCCCCGAGCGGUUUCUUGCUGCCCUCUUCUCCCGGCAGCGGCUCCCCAGGCACAGCCGGGCCCCCCGCGCCCCUGGAGGCAGCUUCUCUUCAGAGGGGACAGACUCACAGACGUCCCUGGAGGACUCACCCCAGACAAGCCCCCCUGCGUCCCUCUAG